Molecule: messenger RNA, 663 nt
Organism: Erigeron canadensis
Lineage: Eukaryota; Viridiplantae; Streptophyta; Magnoliopsida; Asterales; Asteraceae
Product: putative ubiquitin-conjugating enzyme E2 38
Exons: 2
Coding region: 45-482 (145 amino acids)
Molecular function (GO): ubiquitin conjugating enzyme activity
Source: RefSeq, a predicted model, not a curated record
AGGUUUGCUUGAGCCUUCCCAAAAAAAGCGGUGGCUUGGAACCGAUGUGGGUACCUGGAAAAACGAACAUUCUCCAACUGCUGGUCUCCAUACAGAAAAAGUUUUUGAACAGCAAUCCUAUAUUCAACGAACCUACGUAUGCAGUUAUGAGAGGCUCUCCUAAUGGAGAACAGGCUUCGUUCGCAUACAAUGAGAAAAUCUUAAUAAAAUCUCUCAAAACAAUGUUGUAUAUCCUGAACAAACCACCCAAGAACUUUGAGGAUUUUGUGGUGGGGCAUUUUCGCAAUCGUGCAUCUGAUAUUAUAUUGGCAUGUAGCAAGAAGGGCUGUUCAGCCGCGUUCAUUGAGGAUUUGGUUUUGUGCGUGAAGUUUGUUACCUCUGCAUUCAAGCAAACAGGGGCAUUGGAUCGGAGAGUCGUAAUGAUUGGAUUGAAGAAACAUGAAGUACACCUUGAGCUGAAAAACUAUGUUGUGUAUAAAUAGGUAAUGUACCCUUGGUAGGUGGUGCUUUCCAAACCAUAUAUAAGCGCUGGCUGCCCGGGCGCUAGUCUUGGAAGACCUUCUUUCCUGUUUUUUCUAGAUAUUUAAAUCUAGUCUAUUACUUGUACGAGAUUAAGUACCCGCGCGUUGCGGCGGUGAGAUGGUGGAGGUAAUAGCUAGGUCA